Molecule: messenger RNA, 869 nt
Organism: Canariomyces notabilis
Lineage: Eukaryota; Fungi; Ascomycota; Sordariomycetes; Sordariales; Chaetomiaceae
Exons: 3
Coding region: 185-751 (188 amino acids)
Biological process (GO): small GTPase-mediated signal transduction
Cellular component (GO): plasma membrane
Molecular function (GO): GTP binding; GDP binding; GTPase activity
Source: RefSeq, a predicted model, not a curated record
ACAGGCCGUCCGGGCGCUCACCACCGCUGCACGUCUCGUGCAGUCCUCCAACGUGCCGCUCCAGUACCUCCGAGAAAGAGCCAAACAAAUAAGAACCAUAGCGUUCACGUCGGUCAUAGUAGCGCAUCUGUCACCUCCCAACUAGGACGUCACGCACCCAAUCGAGUUCGACACUACAGUAUAAAUGCCAUCGCCUGGGACGAAGCAGAGGAAGAUUGCCAUAGUUGGCAGCCGCUCAGUCGGCAAAUCCUCCCUUGCAGUGCGCUAUGUCGACGGACACUUUGUCGAGAGUUACUACCCGACCAUUGAGAACACAUUCAGCAAGGAGAUCCGAUACAAGGGGCAGGACUACUCGACCGAGAUAGUGGACACGGCCGGGCAGGACGAGUACAGCAUCCUCAACUCGAAGCACUUUAUCGGCAUCCACGGCUACAUGCUCGUCUACAGCGUGCAGUCGCUGCCCUCGUUCGAGAUGGUCCAGGUGAUACGGGACAAGAUUCUGAACCAUCUGGGUACCGAUUCAGUCCCCAUCUGCCUAGUAGGCAACAAGUGCGAUCUGCGCCCGGAGCAACGGCAGGUCACGCCAGAAGAAGGCAAGGCUCUUUCAGAGAAAUUCAAGUGCGCAUGGACCGAGGCCAGCGCGCGGUAUGGCGAGAACGUCGCCAAGGCCUUCGAGCUGCUGAUCGGGCAGAUCGAGAAGUCGCAGAAUCCGGCCGAGGCGUCCGAAGGGGGAAAGUGCUCAGUCAUGUAAAAAGGAGAAGGGAAGGAAAGGAGUUUGUGUUUGUUCAUGAUUAUGAGGUAACGCCCACACGGACCUCCAAGCCGAUUGAACCAUACCGGACCGAAUCGACCGCGAGCCGAUUCGAACC